This is a messenger RNA of Phytophthora sojae, 1374 nucleotides long. RefSeq lists its product as hypothetical. The transcript has 5 exons. The coding region runs from base 1 to 1374 and encodes 457 amino acids. Lineage: Eukaryota; Oomycota; Peronosporomycetes; Peronosporales; Peronosporaceae. The record is from RefSeq and is a predicted model, not a curated record.
AUGGCUGCGUACCAGAAUGAGACUCCAUUGAAAGUGUCCGAAUCUGUGGGGACCUUGGGGAAGAGCCCUGUCGACCCGCUGCUCGUGGAGAUUCCCAAGGUUUGGUUUGGGAACAGAACCAAGUUUUGGUUUCUGUUGGUGGAUGCUGGUACGCGGGACACGCUUGCGGGCACUAGAGAAUAUUCGGUCUCUCUAAUUGAAGAGGCAGUGCAGCGUCAACUCGGUUCCCGUAAAAUGGAUCAGCUCGAAGACGCUCUUGAAACUGAAUCCCCACGAAAGAAGCCUAGGCUGCUACAAUCACGGCUUGCGCCUGCAGUGCCAGUGUUCGAGGGCUACUUCUCGGUUCCAUUGGAGAGCAUCGCCGCCUUCCAGACGAUAAAGCAGGGGUUCUCCGACACAAGAUUACCUGAACGACCGCUGUUUCUGCUCUAUGGUCCUCGACAGUUUGGGAAAACAACCAUUGCCUACGGAUCGACACCUGGCUGGCUGCUGAAGUUCCUGAUACUCGGUAUCAUUGCUAAAUGUGGUGGAGGCAUCCGCCGCGCGCACGAAGAAAAGGGUGUGCCUUAUCGUGGACGGGGUGGACUCCCUGUCCGCGGACCGAGCUUUGAUAAGGGUCUUUCUAUCGGUGCUUCCUUAUACGCUGAAACCAAGCUGUUGCAAGCCGAGUCAUUUUCAGCGAUGCAGAUGGCUGCGUUUUUCGAGCUGAUCGAGCCAUGUUUUAACUUUGCGAAGUCUCUUCGGCAGGCGAUUAUGGAGUAUUCUGGUGGCGCACCUGGCGUAUUUGGUUCGCUGACGUGGGAAUUCUGGUACAAGCAAUGGAUGGAAAGUUCCGAGACGGUGCACCGCGUUUGUGUCGAAGCACUGCCCGAACGAGAUGUACAAGCUAUUGAGAAUGCUGGAGACCCGCUGGUGCUGCUAUCUGCUGCCGUUCGUGAGAUGAGACCAGAGGUCAUUACAGACCUUGUCUUCGGAAACGAUAAAUGUCCGCCUGUGGCAGCAUUUCACCAGGAGUUGUUCUGUACGAUGCGAGAUAUUUUGAAGGAGACGCAACGGUUUACGAGAGACCGUCUCAAAGCGCAGUCGCCCAACAGCGCACACAGAGCCGAUAUUAUCGUUGAGGACGAAAGUGUUCGAUUCGGUUUUGAAGUGAAAGUCGGCUUGUCAGACGAAACCGCGGUUGUUGGGGCGGUGCGGCAAGCUGACGAGUAUCGCGUUUUCUAUUCGGCCAAGCAAAUGUUCCUAGUGAUUUUUACUCCGCCUGGGAGCAAUUCCCCUGAAGUGAACAGCGUGAAAGAGUUCCCCGAAGUCAAGAUCAUUCAGGUUCGCUUCGAUGAAACUUGCAAUACGUUCUGUCUUCAGCUGCUGGAGUAA